GCUUGAUCCCAAAAACCUGCCUUGCUUCCUGGCACAGAGAAUCGAGAGAACGCCUUCAGGUUCGAACAGCCAACUUCCUGAUUGAGAGUUGAGAAAGGGUUUGUUUGGGCAUCGCUUGAUCUCUUGUCUUGAUCUCUUGUGCUUUUUUAUUCUCAACCUGUGAAGGGUCUUUUAUCUAUUGCUCUUGUUUGUUUGUACUACGGUAUAGCAAGGCAACCUCUCUUUGUUUGUUUGUGUUUACUCUUUGCCAUGGCGCAGAUUCUUCCAACGUUUGCUCCAACCAUCGCGCCAACGUCUCAUGUGCGCGUGCAAUUGAUCAAUCCGGAGCCGCUGGUGAUUUGGGAUCAGUCUCAGUUCAAUGACCUGUCGUCCGAAGAGCUGCUCCUGGAGGCUGCUUCUCAGCAACAUCAAGAAGAAGAAGAGGCCGCCGCCCGCACGCCUCUUCGACAGGGAAGCAGCAGUAGCAACAUCGGCUUCGGCGGCGCUCCACCUCUGGAAAUUGUGCUCCGGAAGAGACUGCCCGAUGUUCCGUCUCAAUCUCUACCGCCCAGUCCUCGAUCGCCGCGAAAGCCCACCUACAUGUACAUGGCUCCGAGUGCCCAUGUCUUGUCUCGAAGGCGAUCCUCGUCUCGUAGUUGCGAUACGACCAAGAAGGAAUGUGAUUCCUCGUCCAUCGAAGGAUCCGUCAAGUCCGCACCAACCCAUCCAUCGCUGCCCAUGAUUAUGCAUCCGCCGCCCUCCAUGCCGCCGCCCUCCAUGCCGCCGCUGCCACCUCCUCCACCACCCUCUUCGAUUGAUGUGGCGGUGCCAUUGGCCGUGACACCAUCCGCUCCUAUCGUGGAGCAGGAGCCGCAGCCCAGCGACUCGUCCUCGGCGGUCAUGGGAUUUCUGCACGAGCGAUUUUCCACCUUUGAAUCCAAUAUUGGUGUGUUGACGACAGCCAAUCGGCGGGUGGUAGAACAACAGAUUCCAAAGAGUGGUCCACUAGGGCGAUUUUUGGAGGCUCGUGUGACGACCUUUUUGAAGAAUGUAGAGUUUCUCACAGGGCUACAAGUGUCGUCGAGUAAAACAAAAACAACGAAAAAUACAGCCAAGAAUCCGCAGCUCUUGUUGGAAGGGGACUCAUCAUCACAAAAAGAGAGUCAUCAGCAAAUUAGUAAGGAAACUGGUAAGGAAAAGGCCGAGGAGGAGGCUUCUGUUGCGCUAACAGAAGCCUCCAAAAUUAGGGAUUCCAGGCAACCAACAACAACAACACCACAGCCAGACGAAACAGAUUAGUAUAGUUACAAAUAAUAUUAUUGUGUAAAACUACAUAAAGGAGCAUCUUGUCUACAUGCC
Messenger RNA from Seminavis robusta, 1338 nucleotides. Lineage: Eukaryota; Bacillariophyta; Bacillariophyceae; Naviculales; Naviculaceae. The record is from the annotation of a GenBank genome assembly.